AUGGCAAAUGGCGGCUGCAGUAGGUAUUACUCGCGAGGAGGAGGCGGCGGCGGCGGCGGCAGCAGCAGCAAGAUGAUCAGCACCAGCAGCAACCUGAACGCGGACUCCAGUAGCUACUACUCGGGAGGAGGAGGCGGCGGCGGCAUUAAGAUGAACAGCACCAGCAGCAACCUGAACGCGGACUCCUCCUCUGCGAUCAACGCGGCCAUCAUCCCCAUGACCAUGGAGGUCCCCUGCGACCGCGGGCAGCGCAUGUGGUGGGCCUUCCUGGCCUCGUCCAUGGUCACCUUUUUCGGGGGACUCUUUCUCACCCUGCUCUGGAGGACCCUCAAGUACCUGUGCUGCCACUGUGGGGGCAUGGAGAAGAAACCAGACCUUCAGGUGCAGAAACCGCACAUGCGUGCACAGUCGCACAUCCUUUGA
Molecule: messenger RNA, 423 nt
Organism: Lacerta agilis (Sand lizard)
Lineage: Eukaryota; Metazoa; Chordata; Lepidosauria; Squamata; Lacertidae
Product: calcium-activated potassium channel subunit alpha-1-like
Source: RefSeq, a predicted model, not a curated record